AUGAGAACUCACAUUAUCAUCAUUGUUUCAAUAUUUCUUCUAUUUUUGUUGAUUUAGCAAUCUGCUCAAAUCAAACAAUCUCUUUCAAAUAUGAGGUUGAAGUAUUAAUUAGCUUAGCAUGAGGGCCAUGAUCACGGUGAUUCAACAAAUAAACGCAAGUAGCCUAAAUUCAACUCAAAAAAUGGAAAAGGAGAAAUCUAAGGUAUAAUAUAGGAAGGAUCGAAUUAGCAAUCAAAUGGAACCACUACUGAAAAUAUAACCGAUAAUAAUGGAACUUAAAGUAUUAAAGAUAGCUAAUAAAGAAAACCUAAGCAACCUAUAAAUUAUAGAGUGAGUGUUGAUCUUGAAAAAAUAAGAUAAAGACCGGCCUAAGAAAAGUGA
This is a messenger RNA of Stylonychia lemnae, 381 nucleotides long. Lineage: Eukaryota; Ciliophora; Spirotrichea; Sporadotrichida; Oxytrichidae. The record is from the annotation of a GenBank genome assembly.